AUGAAACUUAGAACUAGGAAUCUUCUGGUAUUUUCAUUAAUUAAUAUCUAGAGGACUCACAAUUAAUUUGUAUCUCUCAACAUACAUUACUCUGUACUAUUUACAGAUACUUUUGAAACAAAUAUAUUCAAGAUUAAAAGACCAUAAUUAAGAACAAACAUAAUCAACUUUCAAAUUUGA
This is a messenger RNA of Paramecium pentaurelia, 180 nucleotides long. Lineage: Eukaryota; Ciliophora; Oligohymenophorea; Peniculida; Parameciidae. The record is from the annotation of a GenBank genome assembly.